AGGAGCUUGCAGAGCUAAACUAUGAUCCAUCAUUCCCUGUAAGGUAUGUAAAGCAAUGUUUUUGGUUUACUCUAUGUCGAUGCCGACUCGAUGAAGCCAGUUACUGUACAUGUCACAAUAUAGAUAUGGAUUAUUCCCACAAAACGUCCACACGAUUUUCAUAGCGAGAGCUUAUCGUUCACUCAGUUGAUGUAGUGACGUCACUCCAAGCUUAUGAACCUAACUCUGUCCCUAACCCCAUCCCUGACCCUGUCCAUCCCUAACACUGUCCCAUUUUCCCUAACCCUAACGUUUCCCACGAAUCUUCGGUGUGACGUUACUACUUAGUACAUGAACUGUGUGCAGGAUAGUUUUUCCAAAUUUCCUGGCAAUAGUUUCCCCUACCAAAAAUGUGACCACAAACAAACAAACAAACAAACAAACAAACAAACAAACAAACAAACAAACAAACAAACAAACAAACAAACAAACAAACAAACAAACAAACAAACAAACAAACAAACAAACAAACAAACAAACAAGAAAAACACAAUUUGCUUCUCUGUCUUCCCAUUAAUUUGUAUACAGUACUUUGCCCGAAUAUUAGGUUGGAGAGUUUUUCCCCCGCAUGUCGAAGUCUUUGGCUAGAUUCAAGUAGAUUGUAACCUUUACUUUAGUUACUUUAAUUCACUUUAGGGGUCUUUUGUUUGACACUGAGCUUGGCAAUUUGCUGAAGGUAAGUAAUAAGUAUUAUCUAAAAGUUAAAACCGUAUUUGUACAGUACCUAAUCAUAUGUCUGCUUCAUAUACCUAAUUUUAGUCGGUGUGCAGUGAUAGCAUCUGUUGUGAUUUAGUUUUUAAAUAAUACAUGGAUCACGCUCUAAUUAUACAUGGAUCUGUUACAGUACAUCUUGAUCAUCACUUUGAUUAUUUUAGGUUGACACUUAUGGAAAUAUUCUUAUCUGUGUUCAUGGUUUUGACUUCUGUCCAAGGUAAGUACAGGAAUACUGUACUUGAAAGACGUUGGACCCAUUUAGCCAUUCCGAAGUUGAUGAGUGGACUGGGGACGAGUGUUAAAAAGUGCCCAAAUUAAGAAAUGAACCAAAUCACUAAAAAGACCACCUCAAAGUUAGUAAGUAUACAAAGUUUGAAGACGUUUACAUGAAUACCCUUCGAAUAAUAAGCUUUCAAAUAUCGUGAAAUUACUGAUUAAAAGAUUGUUUUUGGGACGCGCGUCCCAAAAACAAAAAUUACAAUACAUUUCAUAGUAAAUAUCACGAUUUUCGAAAGCUUAUUAUUCGAAGGAUAUUCAUCUAAACAUCUUCAAACUUUGUAUACUUACUAAUUUUGAGGUGGUCUUUUUAGUGAUUAGGUUCAUUUCUUAAUUUGGGCACUUUUUAACACUCGUCCCCAGUCCACUCAUCAACUUCGGAAUGGCUAAUUCAAAUCUCGUUUCUGCCACAUUUCAUAUAGAUCAGUUGAUUUUACCUAGACUCAUGUGAUAUUAUUUUCCCAUCUUCUUUUCAGCUCGUAUAUUAGGAAAGUUUAUCAGAAUAAAUUUGUCGAUGUAAGAUUUACCACUUUUAUUGCUAUAAUAAUCUUUAAUAUACGGCUUUAUUAUUUAGCAAGUGUCAAAGUGCUAUUUUCCUGCUUACUCAUUGGACAAAACCGUAUCACGUGCUCGUCCACAAAACGUCACGUUCACUGCAUGCUUUGGUGAGGGGGCAACCGGUCAACAAUGAAACAAUUAGGUCAAACAUCGACGGUCUCGGGUCCACAAAACACACUGUUUCCCUCGGUCUCAGUAAAUAAGUGAUAAUUGUCAUUCCUCCAAGGGCAUGUUCAUAUGAGCCCAACUUACCGGAAAACUUGCUUUAGUGAGAUCCGCAUGUCUUUAUUAAUGGUUAUAAAAAUCAUUCAUGUUGUGUUAAUAUGAGAGAGCCAGCCCUUGAUAUCACAUCUCGCGCUAGGUGGGAUUUCAGUCGCCUGUUCUUUAUUGCCUUCUCGUGAUGAUUUUUUUUCACAUUUUAGCCGGACAGUGAUCGAUAUUUCAUAUUGAAUUCAAUAUACAACUUGCCAGGUAAGUAAGAUCAAGGUGAUGCGAAGUAUUAGAAAUUCAAAGUUUUUUCAGUCCCCACCCCGGCUAUAAAUGACCAGUCCCUUGUGUUUUCUGAUUUAGAGGUUUAUCUUAUCGCGUGUCUAGUCAAUCAUUUUGAUCAUAGUGAACAUUAUAAAAGGUAAUUUCCUUGCAAGGCGUGUUACACGAGGAAAUUUUUGUGGUGCAACUUGCAACGCAAUUUCUUCCGACACUUUGCAUCCCAUUUCUUUCAUUUUUCAAGUGUCGGCAGAGUGGACUGCUGGUCAUACUCAUAAUGACAUGAUUUCCCUGUGACUACACUUUUUAGAUAACAUGGGCCUGUAUCCGAAAUUGCAUUGCAAGUUGCAGCAAAGUAACAUGGCUUUAACUUUUAUUGCUACUAAUUAUUGUUGUGUUAACGGCUGUUCAGUCCUGCUGUGCGGAAUGUUGAUAGCGAGUAACGUUUUGUUCCUAGGAUCAAUACAGGUGUGAAAUGUGACCCGGUUGUACUGUCCUAUCGAAGUAUGCAUCAAGAUGUCAGGGCUGCCAUGGAUUACCUACACGAUUGUGUAUGUAGACAUUAAUUACCAUUUUUAUGCGCAUUACGGUGUUGUAACGAGUCGAGUCAUUAACUCGUACUCGAAUCGACUCAACUUGCUGAUAUCGUAAAUGACUCAGUCAUUGACUGAGUUGACUCAGCCACAACUUGUUCAGAUUAAAUUCAUCAAAAAUGUUAUGGUCUGAGAGAACAAUGAGGCCUUUCUCGAUCACUUGAUUUCUGACUGCCGUUGGUUAAUCGGAUAGAUCAAACGUAUGUGAUUAGUAGUGGAAGUCAAAUCUGAACCUCUCCAUACUGUGAUUGUAGAUCUUUUUGAAAAGGAGAAUUGUAAUUUUAUGUAUUCAUACUUUAUUUAGGAAGGGCUAAAAAAUGAAACGUUGAAAAAUAUUGACAAAUAUGUUAUUAAAGAUGUAAGUAUCAUCAGAUUUCUUUUAUAUAAUUCAGAAGACACAAGUGAUAAUAUUCGUUUCCAUGCAUAUAUACCAAAAAACACGCAGCUCACAAAAUUUUUAAUGGGGUGUGCUCGAAACAAGGACAUUGAAAGUCUUUUCAAUAUCCAUUGUACCACUGGUUUGUUACAAGCUGUACGUAUGGGCAGACUUCAGAGUCAUUUAAUGUUAAUUUCAAUUUUGUUUUUUAGCCAAGGUUGCCCAAGUUGCUACACAGGUAUAUUUAUUUUAUUUUAAUUAUAUAAGUAAGUACUGUAAGUAAGUGAGUUGUGUAAUGCAUUAAAGGGAGAUGUUUUCUUUCUCCAGAAUGAAGGAACACAAUCGUAAAACGUUUGUCCUGACGAAUAGUGAUUACAAUUAUACAGAGGUAAAAAUUGUUCAUUGGACCAACUACCUUCAAUAGCUUGUGUUUUAGCUUCGAAAAGCCUUGAUUGUUGUUGUUGUUGUUGUUGUUGCUGUUGUUGUUGUUGUUGUUGUUGUUGUUGUUGUUGUUGUUGGGUUUGUAACCAUUCAGUUCUUAGCAUAUAUGAUUAUUCUCCUUUAGCAAAUCAUGACGUAUCUCUUUGAUUUUCCACAUGGACCAGAGGUAAUGUGCAGCAUGAGUUCGAACACUGUUCACCUUGAUUCUCCUGUUGUAAAACUGAAUAAAUAAGGAAUGGCCUUUACUGCACAUUUAUAGGACUUCUACAUAUUCAUGGAGCAUUUUUAGAACAGAUAGAGCUAUACGAUUACAAUAGUAUUAUAUGUAUUUUAUAUGUAUUUUAACAGCCAAACACGCCACAUCGAAACUGGAAGACGUACUUUGACUAUGUCGUUGUUGACGCGAAGAAACCUCUUUUCUUUGGAAAAGGUUAGUUUCACGGACAACCUUCGCCUUAUGAACUGCAUUGCUAAGUCUAAAAGGACGCAAAUUUAAGAUUAUUUUCUUUUUAAGGAACUCUGAUCAGAGAAGUUGACAAGGUACAAUUAGAAUAUAUAACUAUCAGCUAGCCUAGACUAGUACUUGUGAUUUGAUUGUAUUUACUGUAGUAAUUAAUUUCCACUCGCAGUAUAUUGUGCCGUGUAUACGAUACUGAAAAACUGUCCACCUAUUUGUAACAAGUCCGCCAUCAAGACAGCAUUUGUUAUAUGUUGGAACAUGCUGUUCUCAUCUUGCAACAAAUGUCGUCAGAUUUGUAACAAGUUGGUCCAACAUAUUGUCCGAAUCGUAUUGUAAGGUUGGUGUUAAAUAACAUUUUCGAUUACAGGCUACAGGCACGCUGAAGAUUGGUUCUUAUGCUGGUGCACUAAUGAAGGAACAGAUUUAUUCUGGAGGUACUGUAUGUCCACUCAUUUAGAUCAUAUUGUCAGGCCUGGAAAAAAUAUUUCUUUCUGUGACCAUUAUGACAGAACACCAAUUUAUUUAGUACUAUACAAUACAUUGUUUAAGUUUUUAGACUUGUUGUUUGUUUCUUUUUUCAUCAUGUCUAUUUCAUUCAUUCGUUUUGUCUUUCUUUUCCCCUCCAUCCAAAAAUUUUCCGAUAUUUAAACUGAAAAAAUUCUUCAUAUUGUUGUUGAAUUUAUUUUGUUCAUUUGUUGUUUCCCAAAAAUGUAUCUUUUCACUUUUAGGAUCAUCAGAAGUUUUCUGUCAGCUGAUCGGAGCGGAUGGAAAGGUGGUUAUCGGUUUCUACAAACACAGUAUAAACAUAAUACUUGAAUAAUAAUAAUAAUAAUAAUAAUAAUAAUAAUAAUAAUAAUAAUAAUAAUAAUAAUACAUACGAUUACAACAGGAACAUGUUUAAUUCGAAAAUUUCUUUAUUUCAGGACAUUCUUUAUGUUGGUGAUCAUAUUUUUGGAGAUAUUCUUAAAUCAAAGAAAACUAGUGGGUGGAGGUAAGAUGACACGGCAACAACAACAACAACAACAACAACAACAACAACAACAACAACAACAACAACAACAACAACAAACAUACAUACAUACAUACAUACAGUUAUAGUUUCUUCUACAAUAUUUAAAGUUUUGUUGAUCCCUGUACAGUAUUUCACUAUAGACGUUACCGGAUGUGAUGCAGUUACAUGAAUUGCAAAUUAGUUUUCCAAAAAUCUGAAAACUUUGAUAGUGAGAAGCUUGAUCAACAUGAGGAGAUAAAUGUAACAGUAUUAAGGCCGACUUACAAUACAUAACUUUUACCUGCUUACAACUUGAGUUGUACUGUGUAAAUCAAGCACACGACUCGCUUACGUUGUCCUUGAUUUACACAGUACAACUCAAGUUGUACAGGCAAAAGUUGUGUGGUGUAAUCAGCUUUUAUAUGCAUGUAUCUUAGAAUGACCAAGAUAUUACUUAUACCAAAAAUUAUAUUUGGGGUUACUGACUUACUGGACUAAAUAGAUUAUCUUGUUCUCUCUUGUCUUGACUCAAUCUUAAAUAUUCAAUGCUGCAAUUUUUAUUUUUGUUUUGAUGUUCUUGUUUUUAAGGACGUAUCUUGUUGUGCCAGAGCUUUCGAAAGAAUUGGACAUUUGGACGGCCAGACAAGGUAAAUUUUAUGCAAAACGAAAUUUAGAUAUCUUCAAAUUCUUGUGAAUAAUUUUGUUCUUCAUAAUUUCUCUUUUAGAUUUGUUUUCGGGGCUGAAAGAACUGGACGUUGAAAUGGCCGAAGCAUACCGGUAAUGUUCUAAAAACUAUUUCUUACAGUAUAUGCCGUUAUUCCACACAGUCUGUCAAGUUAGGAUGUGUAGUAAUACCCCUUGUAGUUGCUGUCCUAAGCCAUUCCUUAAACUUUUCUUGGGAAAGGAAACCAAAGAGUUCUCCAUCUUUUUGCUCUAGCAAUCUGGAUGCGUACAGUACUCAUGAUCCUGAUGUAGAUAACAUCAAGAAAUCAAUCAAGGUCAGUCCCAUGUUGCUUUUUUGUAAUUUUUCAUCCAGACAUGUUCUCUUUGUCAUUCGGAACGAGUAAAUCCAUUUACCAAGUCAAAUCCGAGUCUGAAUCAAUUCCGAGUCAAAUGUCCAAGUCACGUAAAAAAAGACGAAAUUGAAUAAAAUUUACAAUCGAAUAGGGUUAGGAGUAGGGUCAGGGUACUAAGUCAUUGAACUACAAAAACCGCUAAACAGUGACUCGGACAUUUGACUCGGGCUCGGAUUUGACUCGGUCAACCAACAAACUCCACUCUGAACGAUGACGUUAGAAAGUUCCGUUACCUUCACAUGAUGUUUGCACAUUUUGAACAUGGUGUCGAAACAUUGAAUCGUAAUUUGUUGAGGAUUGCAUUCGUUUAUUGACCCCAGAGUGAAAACAUGUCUGAUAUGUUCGUUUUCUUAGGAAACUACCCACCAUAUGGAAAUGUGCUAUGGCAAGUUGGGAAGUCUGUUCCGAAGUGGUAAGUACGUGUAAUUAGAUGGCUGGUAUUUAUUUCAAUGGGAGAGAUGUUGCUCCAAAGACAGAUUCCAAACGUAUUCUUCUGUUUUAGGUUCUCGUCAAACAUUUUUCGCGAGCCAAGCUACUCGUUAUGCUGAUGUGUAUGCGGCAUCUCCUAUGAAUUUACUUUACUAUCCUUUCACAUACCUGUUUCGAUCUCCUGCGCAGUUGGUGAGUUGUGUAUAUCUUUAUACAGUAACCCUAGUUCGAUUGGUAACUCAAAUAAAUUGUAAGUUUAACCUGUAUAGAUUAGGUUCAAACUUACCCAGGCCAAAUGUUUCUGACAAAUGUUUUAUAAGCCUUUCCACCUGAUCUAGAAGACAUAGGUAUGAAACAAAGUUUCCCCAACAGUGUUUCUUAAGCCGUAUUUACACUACGAGCCUUAGCCUGAGCCUUGCUUUGGCCUGAGCCUUGCUUUCUGUUCAGCCUGAGCAUUGGUGCCUUCAGCCUGAGCCUUUCUUUGCCUUUGCCCCGAGCCUUGCUUUGGCCUACAGUGGAGCGUACGGAACUACAGGGUGAGCAAAUUGAACCCCUUACUGGAACUCUCUUUGUGUUACAGUAUGAGCCCCCAGCUUGAACUGAAAAGGGCCCGUUGAUCUACCAUUCAUAGCGCCGAGGGGGGGGGGAGGGUCGGUUAGCUACUAAAUGUAAUUAUAACUGCUUAUUCGUUUUUCCGUACCUGUACACCAUUACCGCCGAUAUCAUAGACUCUAGCCACUGACUCUAAGAUAGCCUGCGAGCAGGCUAAGUUUUAGGUUACAUCAACAAUUUAACCAAGAUAGAUUAUGUUAGUUUACUUCAUACAUGCAGAUAAUAUUAUAUCAAUAUCGAUAUUUUCUCCAGAUGCCGCACGAGUCAACAGUUGAUCACUCAGAGCAACGAUGCGAACACAUGGACCCACCCAGCAUGCAGUAUCAGUGGGAGAGUUUCGUUGUGGAAGAUGAUGAUCAUGAACCCAAGAUCGCGCUGGCAUUUGAUCUCGAUGAAGAAGAUGAAGAUUCCUCGGGCAGUGACGAACAGAGACGACAAAGCGCUGCUGGCGAAGGAAAUUAAUGAAUACCUCCAGUCCUUCACAAUCGAGGUUUGCAAAACGUUUUUUCUACGGUGUUACACUUGGUGCUCAACUUCAAAUGUAUAUUGGCAUUUAUGGGAGCAAGAAAAUUAUACUAUCUUUUUCUCUUUGAGGGUUGCCACGGCAGGCAAGCUGAAAUGUUGGCUUCACCGCGGUGGGGAUCGAACCUGCGGCCCUUCGUUUGCCUGCCCAAUGCUCCUCCAAGGUCAAGUCGGUUCGAGUGCGUGAUAUUUCAGAACGUUUAGUUUUCCGAUAUCAGUAUACACUGAUAUCAAAAUACCGACUUGACUUCGUAGCUCAGUUGGUAGAGCAUAAAGGUCGCGGGUUCGAUUAAUUUCAGGGUCGGAGUUCAUUUAACUCAUGUGCAGUUAUUAUGAACCUCAUUUAAUUCCACUGGAGUUAAAUGAACUCCCUGAAGUUACCAGAUUCAAACAAAAUGUCCAGCUUGCCCGCUAUGGACGCACUCAGUGAGCGUCAUCACUGCAAAAAUCUGAGUACAAUAAUGCACGUACAGUGACUCAAUUUUUUUGAGCAAAAGAUGAGUAAAAUUGUUCAUAAAUUUGAGUAAGUGCAUUAUUUCACUCAAGUUUUCGAUUCAAAAUGUUUUGCAGUGAUCUUAAAUAUAGCUCCAGCUGAGUUAAAUACCACAAUCGUUACAUUCAUGAUAACUGACAAAUGUAGUUACUGUAAGCUCUCUUCUUGCAUCUGCUACGGAUCAAAUGGGGGAUUUUCAGCCGGACGGACUAAGAUUUUAGCCGCCUGCUACAGUUUGAACUUUUACUCAAAUCAUCUGGCCGAUUAUAUACGCUCGAGCUAGAGUUAAACACAUAUAUACACUGUACACUCUUACAUUUUUCACCAAAUAUAUAGUUAUUCGUUAAUUAUUCGAUCGCAUACUGUAAAUAUGAAUCAUUUUAAAAUUCAAACAAAUUAUGGGGACAAUUAUUUUACAUGUAUAUAAAUAUGUAUACAGGGUGUCCCCAAAAAAAGUGACACUAUAGAAAUUAUCUCACUGUUCUUAAGCCGCUCUUAAACGCACGUGCAUUACACGCCUGGGAAUUUACUGAACUUCUAUUGACAUUUAAGCAUUUUAAAACGUUUUCGCUUUGUCCAAAUAUUUUAACGCCCGAGUCAAGCAAAACGAUUACACUAAUAAACGGUUUGCUUUUUUCAUUUUAAAUUCCAGAAGCAGAAGUUUAUGCACCUAUGGGAUCAACUUAAUGCUAGGGCAUUCAAAUUAUAACAAUAGGAUAAUUUCUAUAGUGUCACUUUUUUGGGGGACACCCUGUACAUAUGGGUUAAUAUUUCAGUGUUAUAUUCAAUAUGUAACAAUAUAUUCAACGUAGUUAGAGUUUUGUGUUGUUUUGUGUUAUAAUGUAAGUUUGGUCAAAGUUACUACAGUAGUUUGGUGAGCUCUUGUUGUGAAGAGGAUCGCUCCAAACCCUCCCAUUUUCCAAAACAGUUUUAAAUGUAAAGUGGG
Paramuricea clavata is the source of this 9012-nucleotide messenger RNA. Lineage: Eukaryota; Metazoa; Cnidaria; Anthozoa; Malacalcyonacea; Plexauridae. The record is from the annotation of a GenBank genome assembly.